CUGAUGCACAAUAUAAAUUUCAAACAAGUUAUUUGUAGUCGAUCAACGCCUUCUUUUGGUGGUUAUCAUCAACCUUCCCCAUUAGCUUCAGCUAGCGCCUCAGUUCAUUCAUCCGCUUCGAAUAAUUCCUCUGGAAUUUAUCUUCCACCAACACCCCAACAACAACAGCCUCCUCAACUUGUUGUCCUUUCUUCUGCUCGUUAUGGAGUAAGCGGUACACCUCCAACAAGUUCGUUGGCAACAAGCGGAUAUAGUAGCAACACACAAAUGUCUAAUUAUGGAUUUCUUCCAGAGGGAUGGCGAGUUGACCCUGCUAUUCGCAAACAGCCGAAAACCUCUUCACCAAUUAGAGAAUACAGAGCACCUAUAAAUUUGCCCUUCAAAGAUUUUAGUCAAAAUUGA
Messenger RNA from Meloidogyne enterolobii, 402 nucleotides. NCBI's taxonomy places the organism in Eukaryota, Metazoa, Nematoda, Chromadorea, Rhabditida, Meloidogynidae. The record is from the annotation of a GenBank genome assembly.